CUGUGUUAGGUCUUGUUUUGUCUUGUCUUGUCUACCGUUGUGCACCCUAAAGCUAGCUACGCUAAACUUGCACACAGCUGUUACAGGCACCUUCGGUAUACGUACAUAGCCGUCUCUCUCGCGUGUAUAAUACAGUGGAUGCAAUCGGUAUUGGAUGUAUGUAUUAUGUAUUAAACAUACAGCUUGUGGGGGCUUAAAAGCAGUCCGGACACAGAGUUUACCAAAUUAGGAAUAUUCACCGCAUGCAUCACAUCUAAAGUCCCUAGUAAUACGAAGCCACAGACCCGAAGUGACUUCGUUAAUCAUCUCUACAUCUCAGGCUAAACGACUAUCAUGUACUGUUGAUAGUAGUGUCGCAUCUCGUAAAACCUCAUAGUCCUAGUCCUUACACACCCAGAAACACAGAAGGGUCUCCAUAGAACCAGCAAUAACCACUACCCCAUACACACAGUAUAUACCAACUCGACAAUGGCACGAAUCGUUCGAGAUAUGACCUGUGUAGUGUGCGGGAACGCAGCUAGCCCGGAAUACACGGUCUCGGAUGAGGCCAACAACGACCAACCCUUCUGUUCCACAGACUGUCAAGCGAUAUGCGACAACAGGGCAACCAUACCGCCGCGUAGCGUACGCGUCAAACACGCGCGGGGUAUAGGCAACUCUCUGGGCAAUGCCAGCGCCACCAUCCUGUCCUUUCCGUGUACUCUGGAGGGGUGCAAUGAGCGGUUCAGCACCCCCUCAAAUGUCCUGGACCACGUCAAGACACACACCGAACACGACAUUACAAGUGGUGGGGUGAGUGGGAUGGGCUCGAACGGUAGUGAGUUAGCGAGACCGGAUACGGCCGGGGUGGCUAGUGCCAAUGGGGGGCAGGAGCCUGGGGGUACUACUGCGAUGUCGGCUGAGGCCAAGUUGGGUGCACAGGAUGGCAUGGAGUCCUCUAAGGACACCCGGGACACGGGAAAUGGGACCGAUGUGGCCACGGCAACGGGCGGUCUGGGUGAGCAGUACCCGGAGAUACACCUGCUGAGAAUUGCCCAGGUGUCAGCUGCACCCGCCCCCCACGCGCCAGGACGGGACCACAACCAACAACCGCAGCAACCGCAGCAACAACAACAACAACAACAACAACAACAACAACAACAACAACAACAACAGCAACAACAACAACACGCACAGGCUCUCCCACAGCCAGGCAGUUACAUGGACGCACUCAGCGCCCCCCCGGCCAUGCCGGUAGGCGUAAUGGGGCAUGGCAUACUGGGUGGUGUCGUGAGCGACCCUGCUAAGGGCUCCAUGGCCAACGGGGUACCGGGCGUGGCCACGUUACAACAGAUGAGCAACAACACGCUGCAGCAGAUGAAUGACGGGCAGGACCCUCUUGCAGCGAAGCACAACCAACACAGUCGCGGGAGCUCAGACUCACAACUGGACACGGCGCAGGCAGCCAACUCACUGGCGACCCUGAAUAUGAGCACAGCACACCUGAGUAAUAAUAACAACAACAUCAAUAGUAUUAAUAUGAUUAACAACAACAACAACCACAACAUGAACAACAACAACACCAACCCCAUCAUCAACAACACCAACGGCAACGGCAGCAACAACAACAACACGACUACUACCAUGACCCUCACCCAUGUCAACCCGGACAGGCAGAUGAAGGUGUUCAGCGAGCAUUCCAUCAACUAUCCCUGCGUGUUCAAGGGGUGCACGGCCAGUUUCAGUCGGGGCACCUCUCUAGCUAACCACGCCAAGACACACACGGCAGAGCACAAGUUCUUCUGCACGCGCAAGGAGUGCGGCAAGAAGUUCAUGAGUGAAGGGUACCUGGCGCGGCAUAUGCGCAUACACGCACGCAAGGACUUAGAGGCCGCGGGGGUGGCUAUGCCUGGUACGCAUCCAGGCACGGGCGGAACCGCCGGAGAUGUGCUGAUGCUUGAAAGGGGUAGUGGUGCGGCGACUGUUGCUGGGGAUGCAGGUACUGGAGAGGGCGGGGUAGGGGGUGCGGGUAAGCCAAUGGGGACCACAGGUACGGCGCAGCCAGUCAAGAGGAAAGCACAGGACCAGGGGGGCACUGCAAAGACUAUCAAGCCGGACGCUACCGGCAACUCGCCCACAGGCAGGCUGCUAGGCACCCUGCACCCCACACCCACAGACACGUACAGUACAUUGUUUUAG
Sphaeroforma arctica JP610 is the source of this 2178-nucleotide messenger RNA. RefSeq lists its product as hypothetical. The record is from RefSeq and is a predicted model, not a curated record. Gene Ontology annotation, cellular component: transcription regulator complex; PcG protein complex. Bases 469 to 2178 code for a protein of 569 amino acids. Gene Ontology annotation, biological process: regulation of transcription by RNA polymerase II. NCBI's taxonomy places the organism in Eukaryota, Ichthyosporea, Ichthyophonida. Gene Ontology annotation, molecular function: DNA-binding transcription factor activity, RNA polymerase II-specific; RNA polymerase II cis-regulatory region sequence-specific DNA binding. The transcript is spliced from 3 exons.